This is a messenger RNA of Spizellomyces punctatus DAOM BR117, 1417 nucleotides long. RefSeq lists its product as uncharacterized. Lineage: Eukaryota; Fungi; Chytridiomycota; Chytridiomycetes; Spizellomycetales; Spizellomycetaceae. The record is from RefSeq and is a predicted model, not a curated record. Gene Ontology annotation, molecular function: electron-transferring-flavoprotein dehydrogenase activity; flavin adenine dinucleotide binding. The transcript is spliced from 5 exons. The coding region runs from base 98 to 1252 and encodes 384 amino acids. Gene Ontology annotation, cellular component: cytoplasm.
ACAAAACAUGUCGUCCUCAUCGCACUAUUCCAUUCUGUCCAGCAUUACAAUAUUAUUUGUACAAUAUACAAGCACAUUUACUUUCAUUACGUGAACGAUGCUCUCAACAAAAAAGGUUGUCGUCAUUGGAGGACGCUAUGCCGGUGUGGCAGCUGCCAUGCGCCUGAAUGCCGGGCUCGGGCAUCAGGAAAAUGUUGAUCUUACACUUAUUACCAAGGAAGAUUAUUUCCAGCAUAACCUAGGAUCUUUCCGUGCGCUCGUUGAACCAUCUUUUGCAGAAAAGCUUUUCAUACCAUAUUCCAAGAUUUUCACUUCCUCGAACGGAAAAAUAGUGCAAGGAACCGUUGUCGCCAUUCAUCCUAACCAUGUAGUUCUGGCUGGAGGAAGCAAUGUCCCUUUCGAUUAUCUGGUUAUUGCGACUGGCUCCUCUUAUCCUAGUCCAAGUAAAAGCAGUAAGGACGCACGUACCGAGAGUAUUGCCGAGCUCCAGGAAAUUGCAACAGCCAUAAAAGAAGCAAAGAGCGUUCUGAUUGUGGGUGGCGGUCCAGUCGGAAUCGAGAUCGCAGGGGAAGUGGCUACUGAUUACCCCGAAAAGAAAGUGACCUUGGUGCACGCCAGCACAACCCUCAUGAAUGGACCUUAUUCGGACAAGUUUAAAGCGCGUUUGCUAUCAACGCUCCAGCAACGCAAGGUUAAUGUCGUCCUUGGCGAGAAGGUCGAAGGGUUGAAAGCGCUCUUUCCCGAUCCAACGCAGAAAGGAUGGCACGUUGGAGAAACUUUUGUCAAAACCAACAAGGGUCGUGAAAUCAAUGCCGACGUGAUAUUACUAGCUACCGGCAACUCAUUGUUCAACUCUCACUUGGUCCAAUCGCUGAGUGAAGACCUGAUUGAUGCAAAGGGACAACUUAAAGUGCGGCCGACCCUUCAACUCGACAAUGAUGCUUUCCCACACAUCUUUGCAGCCGGUGAUGUCACAAAUGCUGAUAUGAAGCUGGCAUAUCUUGCAAAGCCACAAGCCGAACUUGCUGCCGAUAACAUUCUAAAGUUGAUCAAGUCUGGACCUGAUGCAAAACUUGCAGCGUACAAGCCAAGCACAUCCGUCCUCGCAGUUGUGUCAAUAGGACGUAACGGAGGUGUUGCUCAAUUGCUAGGCGUUUGGGGGGAUUGGGUGGUAAAGAUGUUGAAAAGUAAGGAUCUUUUUGUGAAGAGAUAUUGGGCCGACCUUGGAUUAGCAAAGGAAUUUCCGCAAUGAGUGCAUAGAGGGUUCCGAGUACUUGAGUAGAGAAGGGAGGUGAAUUCUGGCAGUGCGAGUUCUUGUGUGUAAUAUCCGUGGUUGAAUUUCGUAAUCUUGAUCGAACGCGUUUCUCCUAUGAUGGCUAAUGUUACGUAAAAAAUACAAAAGUGGUACUCUCAAAUA